Molecule: messenger RNA, 1889 nt
Organism: Brienomyrus brachyistius
Lineage: Eukaryota; Metazoa; Chordata; Actinopteri; Osteoglossiformes; Mormyridae
Exons: 2
Coding region: 1-1002 (333 amino acids)
Source: RefSeq, a predicted model, not a curated record
AUGUGCGGAUCUGGGCGUGGCUUCACUGGGGGACAUGUGCAGAUAUGGGCGUGGCUUCAUUGGGGUGAGUGCAGAUCUGGGCGGGGCUUCACAGGGGUGUGUGCGGAUCUGGGCAGGGCUUCAUUGGGGUGUGUGCAGAUCUGGGCGGGGCUUCACAGGGGUGUGUGCAGAUCUGUGCGUGGCUUUGCUGGGGGGCAUGUGCAGAUAUGGGCGUGGCCUCACUGGGGGACAUGUGCAGAUAUGGGCGUGGUCUCACUGGGGGACAUGUGCAGAUCUGUGCGUGGCCUCACUGGGGGACAUGUGCAGAUAUGGGUGUGGCCUCACUGGGGGACAUGUGCAGAUAUGGGCGUGGCCUCACUAGGGGACAUGUGCAGAUCUGUGAGUGGCCUCACUGGGGGACAUGUGCAGAUAUGGGUGUGGCCUCACUGGGGGACAUGUGCAGAUAUGGGUGUGGCCUCACUGGGGGACAUGUGCAGAUAUGGGCGUGGCCUCACUGGGGGACAUGUGCAGAUAUGGGCGUGGCCUCACUGGGGGACAUGUGCAGAUAUGGGCGUGGCCUCACUGGGGGACAUGUGCAGAUAUGGGCGUGGCCUCACUGGGGGACAUGUGCAGAUAUGGGCGUGGCCUCACUGGGGGACAUGUGCAGAUAUGGGCGUGGCCUCACUGGGGGGCAUGUGCAGAUCUGUGCGUGGCUUCACUGGGGGACAUGUGCAGAUAUGGGCGUGGCCUCACUGGGGGACAUGUGCAGAUAUGGGCGUGGCCUCACUGGGGGGCAUGUGCAGAUCUGUGCGUGGCCUCACUGGGGGACAUGUGCAGAUAUGGGUGUGGCUUCACUGGGGGCAUGUGCGGACCUGGGCGUGGCUUCACUGGGGGGCAUGUGCGGACCUGGGUGGGGCUUUACUGGAAGCACAUGCAGAUCUGCUGUUAUGGCGUGAAAACACAGGGUGGCCUUACCUUUGUCAUGAAGAAGCAGUCAUCGAUUUUCAGGAUGGAGCAAAGUAAGGAAGCGGGGGUCAGGUGCACCCUUCGUGUUUCUGCUCAAUCUAACAAGUAAUUUUUAUAUGACCCUCAGUAUUUCAAUAUCAUGGACUUGAUAAACUGCUUAACUGGGUUUAAUCUGAGGUCUGACAUCAUCAGUCAAACUUGGCUGUGCUGUAAGGCAAGUGUUCCUGUGUAUGUGCUUCCGGCGUGGGGAGAGGAUCGUCACCGUUCGGGGGAGGGGGUCACGUCUGUUAACUUUCAGCUCUGGUUAGUUAAAGCUGUUCUAUGAAAUAUAAAACAUAAGACCGCUGGUUUACCCCCAUGUAUUAUUACUGUAAGUAUGUACUUGUAUACUGUCAUAAAUUAUAACAUGUGUAUACAGACUGGCAUCGCGAUAUGAGUCUGCAGUUAUCAGCAAUGUAUUUAAACAUGUGGAGAGGAGCUGGGAGGCCACUAUUCAGACCGACCCCUCCUGAAAAUCCACCACACAUCAGCUUACAGUCUAUCUCUGGGAGGGGGGGGAGGCAAUGUCAUCCAGUCGUUGGCCUUCACACAGCUAAAGUGGACUAAUACUAUAAAAUAGUAAACUCCAGAUUUUAUUUAUGGAUGUAAUGUAUGAGGGAUUGUUUUUCAUUUUAGCUAUUUUUUUUACUUUUCACUUGGUCUCUGACCAGGCAAACAACCUAUUAAUCAGAUUCCUUGUAUGUCUAAACAUAUUUGGCCAAUAAAGCUGAUUCUGAAAUACUGUAUUGAGUAUCAUGGUAAGACUUUCUUUGAAUUGCCUACUAUAUACCAUAAUGAACAGCAUCUUUGUGUCUUUUCAUGUUUAAAACAGUGGUUAUAAAUUACAGACCCUUAUAUUGGCUGAAAUUGUACCAUAAGAAUAAAACAGCUAUGUAAUUCCGUUC